This is a messenger RNA of Oryza sativa Japonica Group (Japanese rice), 2488 nucleotides long. Its product is annotated as heat shock 70 kDa protein, mitochondrial. Gene Ontology annotation, biological process: protein folding. Gene Ontology annotation, cellular component: mitochondrion; cytoplasm. NCBI's taxonomy places the organism in Eukaryota, Viridiplantae, Streptophyta, Magnoliopsida, Poales, Poaceae. The record is from RefSeq and is a predicted model, not a curated record. Gene Ontology annotation, molecular function: ATP-dependent protein folding chaperone; ATP binding.
UCCAGACUCCAGAGCAUUCCACGGCCUCCCUACAAGUCGCGGCCGCGCCGCCGUCGUCCGCCGCUCAUCGAAUCCAGCGGAAGCGGAAGCCUCGCAAACCCUCGUGCUGUCUCCGGCCAGGCCAGCCAUGGCGGCGUCGCUGCUUCUCCGCGCCGUGCGCCGGCGAGACCUCGCGUCUCCUCUCGGGACCUUGACCGCGAACGUCCAGUCAAAGUGUGCUGCAAAUGUGUGUUCAAGAUGGGCUGGUUUUGCAAGAACUUUCAGUGCAAAAGCAACUGGAAAUGAGGUUAUUGGAAUUGAUUUAGGAACAACUAACUCAUGUGUUUCAGUUAUGGAAGGAAAGAACCCAAAAGUAAUAGAGAAUUCAGAAGGAACCAGGACAACACCGUCAGUAGUUGCUUUCAAUCAGAAGGGAGAGCUACUUGUUGGAACACCAGCCAAGCGUCAAGCAGUGACCAACCCACAGAACACUUUCUUUGGUACAAAGCGUCUGAUAGGGCGGCGCUUUGAUGACCCGCAAACUCAGAAAGAGAUGAAAAUGGUACCAUAUAAAAUUGUGAAGGCUCUGAAUGGUGAUGCUUGGCUAGAGACAACAGAUGGCAAGCAGUACUCACCGAGCCAGAUUGGUGCCUUUGUUUUGACCAAGAUGAAGGAGACAGCUGAAUCUUACCUUGGAAAAUCUGUUUCCAAGGCUGUGAUUACUGUUCCAGCUUAUUUCAAUGAUGCUCAGCGUCAGGCUACCAAGGAUGCUGGUCGCAUCGCUGGACUUGAUGUCCAAAGAAUCAUCAAUGAACCCACUGCUGCUGCUCUGUCUUAUGGAACAAACAACAAGGAGGGUUUGAUCGCUGUGUUUGACCUUGGAGGAGGAACAUUUGAUGUGUCCAUUCUAGAAAUAUCCAAUGGAGUUUUUGAGGUCAAAGCAACAAAUGGUGACACUUUUCUGGGUGGAGAAGACUUUGAUAAUACUCUUUUGGAGUUUUUAGUAAGUGAGUUCAAAAGAACUGAAGGUAUUGAUCUGUCAAAAGACAGACUGGCUCUGCAGAGGCUACGCGAAGCAGCUGAGAAAGCAAAAAUUGAACUCUCAUCAACAGCCCAGACCGAGAUUAAUCUUCCAUUCAUCACAGCUGAUUCCUCUGGAGCAAAGCAUCUAAAUAUCACAUUGACAAGAUCGAAGUUUGAAAGUUUGGUGAAUAGUCUGAUUGAGAGGACUAGAGACCCAUGCAAGAGCUGCUUGAAGGAUGCUGGUAUAACUACUAAAGAUGUUGAUGAGGUCCUUCUUGUUGGUGGCAUGACAAGGGUUCCAAAAGUGCAGGAAGUUGUUUCUGAAAUCUUUGGUAAGGCCCCUAGCAAAGGAGUAAACCCAGAUGAAGCUGUGGCCAUGGGUGCUGCUAUUCAGGGCGGCAUUCUCCGUGGAGAUGUAAAGGAUCUUCUCCUCCUUGAUGUAACCCCUCUAUCGCUUGGUAUCGAGACUCUUGGUGGUAUCUUCACCAGACUAAUCAACAGGAACACUACAGUCCCCACGAAGAAAAGUCAGGUGUUCUCAACUGCUGCUGACAACCAGACGCAAGUGGGUAUUAAGGUGUUGCAAGGUGAGCGUGAGAUGGCAGCAGACAACAAACUUCUUGGUGAGUUUGACCUUGUUGGCAUUCCACCAGCGCCAAGAGGUAUGCCACAGAUUGAGGUCACAUUCGACAUCGAUGCCAAUGGAAUCGUGACGGUCUCAGCAAAGGAUAAGGCAACUGGAAAGGAGCAGCAGAUCACAAUUCGAUCCUCUGGUGGGCUUUCUGAGGCUGAGAUCCAGAAGAUGGUCCAUGAGGCUGAGCUGCACUCCCAGAAGGAUCAAGAACGGAAAGCCCUCAUCGACAUCAGAAACACCGCAGACACAACCAUCUACAGCAUAGAGAAAAGUCUGGGUGAGUACAGGGACAAGAUACCUGCAGAGGUUGCCUCCGAGAUCGAGACGGCGAUUGCCGAUCUCCGCAAUGAGAUGGCCUCGGAUGACAUUGAGAAGAUAAAGAGCAAGAUCGAAGCGGCCAACAAGGCUGUCUCAAAGAUUGGGCAACACAUGUCUGGUGGUGGGUCUGGUGGCUCGCAAGCAGGAUCACAGGGCGGAGGUGACCAGGCUCCUGAGGCUGAGUAUGAGGAGGUCAAGAAGUGAAAUUGACCGUUGCCCUGCAUUUAGGAGUAGUAGUAGCUAAUUUUGUAAGAACUUCGAGAUGCUAGAGCUGUGCACGGUGUAAUAAUGUUCUGGGGAUUUUGUUCUCCUAUGACACGUCUUCAAUUCCCAAGGGCGUCCAAUAGUGAUGUACUCCUAUAACUUUGGUUGCAUGUGUUCCCUUGCUCGAGAGGAACAUGGGCAACACAAGCUGGGCGUGAUCCUCUACUCCUGUUAACUUGGAUAUCUUGUUCCUCUAAUUCUGUAUGUAAAUUGCACUAUCGACCUGGGUUUCAAUGAAGCGGCGGGGUCGUUAGUUCUGUGUUUCCAUGA